UUCACCUCCAGUGAACUUAUUAAUCAUAUUAUAAGCAGCAUUGUCAUGACAAUCAAGCCUCACUAACAGUUUCUUGAAUUUCAUUUGCUGAAAUUAUUUCAAUUAAAAAAAAUAUGAUUUGCUGUUGCAUACAACCAAUCAAGUAGAAGUAUAGCUUCAUUUCCAAAGAAAAACACUUAGUUCUUACUCUCUAAAUGAUAUUUGUGAUAGUGUAUCUAUAAGUUAGUCCAUAUGACAGCUAGAGAAUUAUCAACUGUGGAGAUUGUGGAUAUUGAACAAUCAAAUGAAAGGAAUCCUGAGCCACGUUGGGAACCAGAUGAGGAAGGUAUUGGUGCAGGAGGUGUCAUACUGUUCAUUCUCAUAACCAUACUAUUUAUUUGUACCUUUCCAAUAACAAUAUUUUUUGCAAUUCGUACAGUCAAAACAUAUGAAAGAGCUAUUAUUUUACGUUUUGGUCGUUUAAAACGAUCUGGUGGGAAAUAUGUUUUAGGUGCAGGAUUACAGUUUGUCAUGCCGUGCGCAGAUCAAAUGAUUCGCAUAGAUUUGCGUACAAAGACUGUGAACAUACCACCACAAGAGAUAUUGACAAGUGAUGCAGUUACUGUUGGUGUAGAUGCUGUUGUAUUCAUGCGUGUGAUCGAACCAGCUGCAGCUUUAUUACGAGUUGAAAAUGCAACCAAAUCAGCCGAGCUACUUGCAGUUACAGCCUUGCGUUCAGUAUUGGGAACAUAUGAAUUAUCUCAAUUAUUGACAAAUCGUGACCAAAUUGAUUCCAAGCUGGCCAUUUUACUUGACCAGGCUACAGGUGAAUGGGGAAUUAAGGUAAAAAAGCCAAGCCAUUGCUUGUUUAUUUAUUGUUUGGUUUAUUAAUAUUUGGAAUUUUAUAUCAAUCCGAAUUAUCUUAUCAAAGGAAUUAACAUGAAUGAUAUUAGUUUCCUCACUGUUGUCAAGUAAUUUUCAAAUAAAGUAACUGACUUCUUUCAAUUCCACCGUUAUUGUUUUAUUCUUCACCUGAUCAAAGUUAUCAGGAGAAUAAGCUGUACAAAAUCCUAAAAAACUAGCUUAAAAGCAUAAUAAAUCC
Schistosoma rodhaini is the source of this 1081-nucleotide messenger RNA. The record is from the annotation of a GenBank genome assembly. NCBI's taxonomy places the organism in Eukaryota, Metazoa, Platyhelminthes, Trematoda, Strigeidida, Schistosomatidae.